Molecule: messenger RNA, 783 nt
Organism: Nematocida major
Lineage: Eukaryota; Fungi; Microsporidia
Product: hemolysin III
Exons: 1
Coding region: 1-783 (260 amino acids)
Cellular component (GO): membrane
Molecular function (GO): signaling receptor activity
Source: RefSeq, a predicted model, not a curated record
AUGAAGACAUGUAGCCAAUUGCGAAGCACGAGAAGAGUGCCAGAUGAGCACGGGGCAGAAAAUGCCUCGGAAGCAAGCAUUCUGGGCGAUGUGCUGUCUGAAGACCUUUCCUCCGGAUACGUCACUAAGGCUGCAAAGCCAUAUUGGAGGGGGAAAGUGCACAGAAUUGCCUUCUAUUUGACAAUAUUCAUGUACAUUCUGCUUAUGAUCACGCUUCGCACCAACAAGGUAUACUUAUCGCUGUACUUUGCGUCCCAGCUGGUUCUGUAUGGGGUGAGCAGCACAUACCACAUGUCAAACUGGAAAAGCAGGCGCGCAGAGAGGCUUUUCCGGAAGCUGGACCAUUCUUCUAUUUUUCUGUUAAUAUCGGGAACGCAGACAUGUGUUGUUGUGGCAAUUAGCGAGCUGUACAAAAAUAGCUCGCAAAAUAUUUUGAAAUGGCUGCCAAUAACAUAUGUCCUGGCUUUGGUGGGCAUUGGGAAGGUGUUUCUUCUGCAAACAAUUCCUAGGUACAUCAACGUGAUGUACUACAUUCUGCACGGCACUUCUGUGGCUGUGAUUGUGCCUGCUAGCUACAUCUUGAAAGAGAAGCUGAUAGGCCUUCUGUGCGUAAUGGGGGGAGCACUGUACAUAGUGGGCGGCGUUAUAUACGGAGCAAAAAAGCCUGAUCCAUGGCCAAUGCAGUUUGGAUACCACGAGGUUUUUCAUGUUCUGACGGUUUUGGGGAACCUUUUCUUCAUGAUGACCAUUAUAUGGGCAGACUAUAGAAACAUGGAUAUCUGA